AACCAAUUGUUAUAGCAUAAGGAAGUUAAAAAGAUCAAAUAUUCAUUUAGUGGGAAGCACCUAGUGUAAGCAGUUUAAACUCUUCACUUACUGGAAACCCUUGUGUUAAGAGUAUUUGGUAUCUGCAGGAACUUGAUAAAUCAGCAUUCAACCAAGGUGGUCACACUGGUUGGACCAAGGUCCUGCUCUGCAAUAUGAGCAUCACUUCAAACACCCAUCUGGAUGGUCAGCUAAUCACUAGCCACUGGGCUUCUUCCAACUGCUGUCAUUCUGAUGUUCCAAGAGUGAUGACUGAGUACACCAGCGGUCACUUAUGGUCUCAGGAUUCCCAGCCACAGUUCUGGAGUAAAUAUCAAGUGUGGGAGUGGCUGCAACAGGUCAUGGAUAUAAACCAGAUUGAUGCCUCUCACAUCCCCUUUCAAAACUUUGAUAUGGAUGGUAACCAGCUCUGCAACCUGACCUACCAGGACUUUGUCCUUGCUGCAGGAAAUUUAGGGCCUAUUCUCUUCCAAAGCAUAACACAACUCAAGUUAGCUGAAUACCAUGUGGAAAUUGGUCAUCUGGAAAUAAAACCGGAACAAGACGGCUAUCCACAAACAGAAAUCUGUGACUCAUCAAAUCACUCCCAAGUCUCACCCACUCCUUCCAGUGCUGAAAUCAAAAUCUCCAACAGUCGUCAUCAUCAAGUCAAAAAACACAACCCAAGGGGGACACAUUUGUGGGAAUUUGUCAGAGACAUUCUCCUGCAUCCUGAACGCAAUCCAGGCCUGAUCAAGUGGGAGGAUCGGACAGAAGGGGUAUUUCGCUUCCUUAAAUCAGAAGAAGUGGCACAGUUAUGGGGCAAGAAAAAAAACAACAGCAGCAUGACCUAUGAGAAGCUGAGUCGAGCAAUGAGAUACUACUACAAAAGGGAAAUCCUUGAACGAGUAGACGGACGCAGACUGGUAUACAAAUUUGGUCGCAACGCGAGAGGAUGGAAGGAGUGUGAAAAAUAAAAAUUUUCAUUUUUUUUUUUUAUGAACUUGAAUAAUGAAGGUCGAUGACUUUGACCAAUUGGAUGAGUCUUCUUGAUGAUAUCUAUCAGAAAAUAUGACUUCAAGAUUUUGAAAAAGUUAUGUUAAAAAACAGAUACAUAAAGCUGAUUGUAUUGCAUUGUUGUAGAUCCGACAGUCCCUAAUGAAAACAUGGUGAUACUGUACAUGUCGGAUGCCUGAUACUGUAUACCAGGCCACUUAAGGAAAGGAUGAGGAUCGUUGAAAAACAAAAGAAAGUAAUGAAAUAACGCAAAAGGCAAACAAUAUAGCGAAAUAUAAACAUGUCAUAAUGUAACAUUUUUUUUUGUUUGGCAUGUUGUAUUUUGUGUUGUACGUGUAUGUGAAUGUGUUUUAAUGCUUUCUAUAACUAAAGAUGGCCAUUCAUUUGUAUCUUUCUAAAGUAAUGUGUUACUAUGUGACAUCCUGUGAUAAUGGUGGUGAUGGUCGUGGUGGGGCGGAUGAUACUAUUUUAAUUGUUCUUGUCUGCCUUGCAAUGUUUGGAAUGAAUUCAGAGUCAUGACAUUGUAUGAGAAUGACUGAACCUUAUAAGGUUUAUCUUGGUAACUGUGGUAUCAUAGUGAUAGCAAAAUUGAAGACCUUCUCUACCACGGUGUGGCACACAAUGGUGGCCAACUAGAUAAUAGUCAAAUAAACA
Corythoichthys intestinalis (scribbled pipefish) is the source of this 1689-nucleotide messenger RNA. RefSeq names its product ets homologous factor (gene ehf). Lineage: Eukaryota; Metazoa; Chordata; Actinopteri; Syngnathiformes; Syngnathidae. The record is from RefSeq and is a predicted model, not a curated record. Bases 195 to 995 code for a protein of 266 amino acids. The transcript has 9 exons. Gene Ontology annotation, molecular function: sequence-specific DNA binding; DNA-binding transcription factor activity, RNA polymerase II-specific. Gene Ontology annotation, biological process: regulation of transcription by RNA polymerase II; cell differentiation. Gene Ontology annotation, cellular component: nucleus.